CUGCAGAAAAAUGGCAGUCGACUACUUUAAGCAUGAGAAGAUCUGGUUUGAGAAAUACAAGUAUGAUGAUGCUGAGAGAAGAUACUAUGAGCAGAUGAACGGGCCAGUUGGCAGCUCUUCACGCCAGCAGGAGAACGGAGCCAGCACGAUCCUACGCGACAUUGCCAGAGCCAGGGAGAAUAUCCAGAAAUCGCUGGCCGGAAGUGCAAGCACAACCUCUUCUGGGCCUGCUGGUGACCAAAAUGAACUUCUUUCCAGAAUUUCUCACCUGGAGGUAGAAAAUCAAAACCUUCGGAGUGUUGUUGCAGACCUUCAGACAGCUAUCUUCAAGUUGGAAAGCCGCCUGAAUGCUCUGGAAAAGUCAUCUACCUCCCACCAGCCCUCACCGGUUCCUCCAACCCAGAAAGUGGAACCAUUCAGUGUUCCCUCCAAGAAAGUGGAGCUCCCAUCUGCUUCACUGGCAAAGAAAGUUGAGCCAGCUGCUGCAGAGGAAGAUGAUGAUGAUGACAUUGACCUUUUUGGUAGUGAUGAUGAUGAGGAAGACCAAGAGGCUGCCAAAGUCCGAGAGGAGAGACUGCGUCAGUACGCAGAGAAGAAGGCCAAGAAACCGGGUCUUAUUGCCAAGUCUUCUAUCCUUCUGGAUGUGAAGCCAUGGGAUGAUGAGACUGACAUGGCGAAGGUGGAGGAGUGUGUCCGGUCCAUCCACAUGGAUGGGCUGGUGUGGGGAGCCUCCAAGCUGGUCCCAGUAGGCUAUGGCAUUAAGAAGCUCCAAAUCCAAUGCGUAGUGGAGGAUGACAAAGUUGGAACAGACAUCCUGGAGGAGGAGAUCACCAAGUUUGAAGACUACGUGCAGAGCGUUGACAUCGCUGCUUUCAACAAGAUCUAGAAGCAAAACUGUAUCCCCUCCGAAACUGUAACUAAUAAAGAUCGAGACUGGGAGUG
Phaethon lepturus (White-tailed tropicbird) is the source of this 942-nucleotide messenger RNA. RefSeq names its product eukaryotic translation elongation factor 1 delta (guanine nucleotide exchange protein) (gene EEF1D). The transcript has 7 exons. Gene Ontology annotation, biological process: translational elongation. Gene Ontology annotation, molecular function: guanyl-nucleotide exchange factor activity; translation elongation factor activity. Gene Ontology annotation, cellular component: cytosol; eukaryotic translation elongation factor 1 complex. NCBI's taxonomy places the organism in Eukaryota, Metazoa, Chordata, Aves, Phaethontiformes, Phaethontidae. Bases 11 to 886 code for a protein of 291 amino acids. The record is from RefSeq and is a predicted model, not a curated record.